ACACACUUGCAAACUCAGGGUCCAAGAGCCAUGAAGGUCCUCGCUGUGCUCGUCCUGGCCGUUUUUACCGGCUGCAAUGCCAAUAUCUUCUAUGCUGAUGCACCAAAGCCCCAGAUAGAAGUCAUGAAAGAUGCUUUCUGGGAGUAUGUUGGCAAAGCCACGCAGACAGCUGAUGACACCCUGCAGAUGAUCAAAAAAUCUCAGAUUGGCCAGGAUAUCAGUAACCGUCUGACAGAAAGUGCUGACUUAGCUAAAACGUAUGCAGUCACCCUGCAGGAUGAGUUUCCUGUUGGAACCCAGGACCUGAUCAACAGAUUCACCACAGAGGCUGAAGUUCUGAAAGAGCGUGUGACCCAGGAGCUGAACACAGCCCGGGAGAAGCUGGAGCCCUACACCGAGAACGUGAAGGCACAGAUCCAGCAGAGAGUGGACCAGCUCAAACAGGAGCUGGCCCCGUAUUCCGAGUCUCUGGAUUCCGAAGCCCUGAGGACCACUCUGAUUCAGAAGAGCGAGGAGCUGAAGGCCAGCAUAGACCAGACUGUCACAGACCUGCAAUAUAUGCUGGAGCCUCACACCAACAAACUGAGGAGCAAGUUGGAGCCCCAUCUGGAGGAAUUCAAACAGAGAGCAAUCCCCAUGACCGAGCGAGUCCAGACCGAGCUCACACAAACAGCCCAGCAGGUGAGAGACAUGGCUGCCCCCUACGUUGAAGAGCUGAGGGAGAAGCUGGACCCCUACGCCCAGGACCUCCGGGAUCGCCUCACCUCUCUUUAUGAAUCCUAUAUCAAAGCCAACUAAGUCAAAGUCCACGAGCCACUGCGCAAAAUAUCUGCAUCAAAUAAAACUGAGUKCCCUUAUCCCUGAUCCCAGUAACAUGUCCAUUUCAGAAACAAUAAUUCACCUUUUUUGAAGGUUGUKGGUAUUGUUAAAUAUGCAAACACUGUCAACAAAAAGUUGAGACAUGAAAAGUUAAAGUUGGUCUGUGACCACACACUGUAUCUUUUUUUCCUAUGUUAUGGAAAAUAAAGUAAAAGCAAAACAAA
Messenger RNA from Austrofundulus limnaeus, 1043 nucleotides. RefSeq names its product apolipoprotein A-I. Bases 31 to 798 code for a protein of 255 amino acids. NCBI's taxonomy places the organism in Eukaryota, Metazoa, Chordata, Actinopteri, Cyprinodontiformes, Rivulidae. The transcript has 4 exons. Gene Ontology annotation, cellular component: extracellular region; high-density lipoprotein particle; chylomicron. Gene Ontology annotation, biological process: cholesterol efflux; acylglycerol homeostasis; lipoprotein metabolic process. The record is from RefSeq and is a predicted model, not a curated record. Gene Ontology annotation, molecular function: phosphatidylcholine-sterol O-acyltransferase activator activity; phospholipid binding; cholesterol transfer activity.